This is a messenger RNA of Oldenlandia corymbosa var. corymbosa, 258 nucleotides long. The record is from the annotation of a GenBank genome assembly. Lineage: Eukaryota; Viridiplantae; Streptophyta; Magnoliopsida; Gentianales; Rubiaceae.
AUGGCCGGCAAAGCUGGUUUGAUGGUGGUGACGGUUGUGACGGCUGCCGACUUGCAGCAGCAGACGGUGGACCUCCGUAGCGUCGGACUUCUCGCUGGCACUCAGAUCUUAGACAUCAGAGUCUCAAUCUGCAUCUGUCAAGACAGAAUGGGGGCGGCCAGAUGCGUUAAGUUUUGGCGCGACAGCUACUUCUGCGGGAGAUUGAGGCGGCGGGGAGAGGAGCAUUCUGGCGGCGGCAGCAGAAUCAGAUCUGAGUAA